Molecule: messenger RNA, 800 nt
Organism: Salpingoeca rosetta
Lineage: Eukaryota; Choanoflagellata; Craspedida; Salpingoecidae
Exons: 6
Source: RefSeq, a predicted model, not a curated record
CAAUGCUGAUGACUGCGCGCAAUCAACAACAGUGUUGGUGGUUGCUGUUUGGUGGCGUGUGUGCAGUGUGGUUUGGUUUGUUGUGCGUCCAGCAUCAACAACGACAUCAACAUCAUCACAACAACAGCAGCAACAGCGGCAUGGCGGAGUUCUAUGUUCCCACAGUGUUUGCUCGGCUGCAGAGCAGCUUCCAGGCCGCAACAAGGCCAGCUCUUUGGUUUUCUCCCAUGGCUCACCUUCACAGCAGGAGAAAGGAGUGGGUGAUUGAGCACGUGUCCAUGGAUGAAGCAAAGAACAGGCUCCUUUCUGCUGCCGUGGCAAACGCCAAGGAGUUCCAGCUCGCAGAACCCUUGAUGAAGGGCGACACGAUCCAAGUUCUGUCAUACACAAAGGCAGAAUGGCUGGACGUGAUGGAAUUCGAGCUUGAACAAGCAAAUGAGCAUGUCCGCAUCAAGAGUCAUAGCUUCUCGUCCGGUCUGGUCCCCGUGUCUGUUCCCGGAGCACCACUCCUUAACAUGGCGACGUUCUUCGUGCCGUUUCUCGAUCACGGUCUCAACGGCAAGCGCCUCAAGGCCUUCAUGCAGCACACGACACACGGCGCAGCAGAGACCCAGAAGUGAUCGACAUGUGUGUGUGUGUGUGUGUGUGUGUGUGUGUGUGUGUGUGUGUGGUGCGUAUUUGCUUGCGUACAUGUGGCGUGGUGGCGAGAUGAUUGCGUAUCAUCGCUCGAUCUCUGUCUCUGACUCUUGUCUGUCCUUCAUGUAUUGGGACCGGUGUGAAUAAACAAUGUCAUAACCAAC